Messenger RNA from Rotaria sordida, 1464 nucleotides. The record is from the annotation of a GenBank genome assembly. NCBI's taxonomy places the organism in Eukaryota, Metazoa, Rotifera, Eurotatoria, Philodinida, Philodinidae.
AUGAGUGAAUCCUCACAGAAUGAAUCGUUAAAUGAAUAUUUGGAAUGUCUACAUAUUGAUUCCAAUGAAUGUGACGAAGAGAACGAUGAAUCUGAAUCAAAUCCUGAAUCAUUUAAUGCUCAAAUUUAUUCGCUACAAAAACAAAUCAUAUCAUCGAUGGAAAUUCAAACAAGAUCAAAUCCAUCCAUCAUCGAUUUACUACCAGAAACAGAACCAUUUACAUCUUCUAUAGUGACAACGAAUGAAAUAAAUUAUAUACCGAAGACAUUAUCUCUAAUGAAUCGUUCUGAUCGACGUUGGACUAUCGUACCAAUAUUACCACCAUUGACAACGACGGAAAUUUUGACAUCAAUUUCGCCCGUAUCACUAACUGUGGAUGACUUAUUAUUAGCAAAUGUACCUAGAGAACUCAUACAAAUUGCACUCACUCACUCAUUCUAUCUAGUUAAUUUACUAUCAGCAAAGCAAAUCUAUCGUCGAGAACAUAGUUGUGAUGAUUUGAUUACCUAUGAAAAUUCUCAUCAUAGCUUAAAAACAAAAGAAGAUACCUAUCUAUUAUAUGAACUUUUUCUAUGUUUAAAUACACAAUGGCGUGUACCUGUCGUUUUGUUAGUAUACAAUUAUGAACGAAUGCUUUCAGCAAUGGAACAUUUUACUUUGGAAGAUUUUGUUAAACGAAUACCAACUAUCAAAUGGUCUCUCGAUGAAUGGAAAUGGGCAUUAGAAUUCUAUUUACAAAUGGAUGUCGAUUGUUUCUAUAUGAAAACAUGUUCAUUUCGUCAAAGUCGACCACGUACAUUUUUGGAAGAUGGUCAUCGUAUACAAGAAGGUCUAUUCUGUAUUAAAGAACCACAAGCUUGUUAUGGAAUGAAACGUUGUGAAAAUCAACAUUGUUUAUUUUGUUAUCGACAUCAUCGUACAACACGUUUUAAUCAAUUGUCAUUAAAAUAUAUGGAUGAACAAAUGCAUACAUUUGUCAAUCAAUAUCAAGUCUAUCUCAAUUGCAAUGUUAGUUGUUCAUCAAAAAAUGUCAUCUAUACAUUGACAUGUCCAUGUGAAAAAUAUGAAUAUAUUGGUCGUACAUCGGGUGCUUUUUAUAAACGUCUCUACUAUCAUCGUAUUCAAUGUUCAAGAAUUAUUCGUGAAUUUCUUUUAGGUGAACAAAUAGUCCUACGUUUUAGAUCCGCCGCAGCAGCAUUAAUAAACAAUACUGAUAAAAUCAUAAAAAAUGAUGCCAUGAAUUUGUAUCGACAUGUCGCACAUUGUCCCGUAGCAUUACAAUUAUUUCUUACAUUUCAUUUUAUCUAUUGGUGUCUUGUACCAAUGUCAAAAGAACAAGCCGAUAUCGACGAUACAAUCAAUCAGCAGCGAUCAAGUUUUCUUUUACGUCAUUUUACCGAAGAAAAAUUUAAUCAAUCUCAUGAAACAAAUGAUACUCGAAGUGAUGAAAUGGUUUAUUGGUGA